AUGUCGAAUCGAACGGCCGAUCAACUUCUUAAGUGGGGUAUUGAGCAUGCACCUGUUCAUGAAGACGGAACCUCAUCUGUGGCGCACGUCGCCGCCGACGUAGCCACAGGCCGGCGCCCUGACCUGACAGACCCAGGAUUGUACGAUGCUAUCAUGGGUAAGAGCGAAGCUCAGAUGAUGCAAGAAGAGCUGGACGUCGCCGUGAAUCCCGCAAGGACUGAAGAAGACCGGUGCAUCGCGUUGGAUAACUUUGAAAUGCUGAUUGAGCAAGUUGAUAAUGCAAAUAACAUGGAACCUUUACGCAUGUGGCCGGCCGUGUUGGCAUUAAUGAAUCCUGUGCAUACGACGCCCCCGAUCCAGGUAGGAGCUGCGUGGAUCGUUGGGACGGCCGUGCAGAACAAUGACAAGGCACAAGCUGCAGCAUUUUCACACGGUGCCCUGCCAUGUAUUCUAGCUCUGUUGCAGGAUUUGUCGCAAGAGGCCGUGUGCAACAAGGCGGUAUACGCGCUUAGUUCCAUGCUGAAGCAUUAUCCGGCAGCUGUACACCAGUUUACUGAGCUUGAUGGUUGGACUGUGCUGCGUUCGCUUCUUGGGAUCAAUAGUUUGGCCGUGCGUCGCAAGGUGGCCUUUCUUCUGAUUCAGCUACUCCACCAGGCGAAGGAUGCUCUCGACACGCCGGUUGCCGGGCCUGUGGCUCCAAAGGCACCCAUCGCACGUGUGCAUCCCCCUGCAGACGAGGCACCAGCGAUGAUGCAGCACGCAACGACGUAUCCACCCGUGGCCCAGCUUCUUGUGGAUCACGGCAUCAUUGGGGCGCUUGUCGACUCCGUUGUGCCGAGCGAGGACAUGGAAGUCGAUGCGCCCACCUCCUUGAGCUUGUGCUCUGGUACAUAUGUGCGUGAUGAUGAUGACUAUCUCGAAAAGGUUGUGCAGGCGCUAGAGGCACUCGUAUCGCACGAGCCCUGUCCAUCGUCAUUGCCAGAGGAGCGAUUGCAGCAGCUUGUACAGUACCUUGUGGCCACAGAUGGGCAUCAGCCUCGUAUCGCUGCGCUUGACGUCGACAUAAACGCUCUCACGACAUACCUAAGCCGCUGA
Messenger RNA from Malassezia restricta, 1095 nucleotides. RefSeq names its product Hsp70 nucleotide exchange factor FES1. Lineage: Eukaryota; Fungi; Basidiomycota; Malasseziomycetes; Malasseziales; Malasseziaceae. Bases 1 to 1095 code for a protein of 364 amino acids. The record is from RefSeq and is a predicted model, not a curated record. The transcript has a single exon.